AUGCAAGUCAAGUUGGAUAAACUGUAUAUCAAUGGCUGCAGAACUGAUAACAGGUACUUGCGCAUACCAAUGAGUAUUCUGCAAGGUGGUGGACUUAAUCUACGCAAUUCCGAUGGCAGCCUCAUGGCCUUUGUCUGUUCAUCACUACCUGAAGCCAUUCGUCGUAGCCUCACCAGCAGCUUGCUCGCAUGCUUCGAUGGAAAGGAAGUCUUGCAAAUGCGUCACAAGCAAGACUACUUUGACGAUCAAGAUUCUCGUGAUUGUCUACACUUUUCUCUUUGGAAUCAAUACUCAACUAUGGGAGCUGGUGCACCCACACAUAUUCACCCACAUGAGAUGGCUAGAGUUGAUGUUAGCCGCACCAAUCAUACUCAGUGUUUGCCCUAUGCUUCGAAAGACGUUUUAGAGCAUCAAGAAGUCUAUAACAAUGUUCAGGCUGCAUUCAGUGAACUUUUUGAAUGGUUGGAGCAUGUGAUGAAGACGUACUUACCAGAAGAGUAUGAAGUCAUUGUCAAACUCAGUCAAAACCUCCCAGGUGGAGAAUGCUCACCAGUGGCUCCAUUUCUAUCUCUGGUCAUUAACCUCAAUGUCACCACCGAGGGUCACCAUGAUAGGUUUGAUAAGGACAUGUGCCUUGUCUUGCCCAUCGGCGAGUUCAAGGGUGGGGCUUUAGUGCAGUUUGAGCAGGGGUUGGUGUUAGAGCUACGAUGUGGCGACUUCAUCAUCUUUCCCUCCAAUGACACCACUCAUUUUAACCUACACUAUGAGGGCAAGAGGGCAUCUUUUGUCUUGCAUACUGACAAAGGCUUUGAUAAGUGGAAGGAAGGGCAUAAUGGAUGGGCCGUCAACAAUCACUUUCACUGA
Messenger RNA from Suillus discolor, 864 nucleotides. RefSeq lists its product as uncharacterized. The transcript has 5 exons. The record is from RefSeq and is a predicted model, not a curated record. NCBI's taxonomy places the organism in Eukaryota, Fungi, Basidiomycota, Agaricomycetes, Boletales, Suillaceae. Bases 1 to 864 code for a protein of 287 amino acids.